CAGUCUUGUUGCAGUAUCUACUAUAAGAUCAUCGAUAUUUUAUUGCACGAUAUCUUUGUUAUUAGGUAUAAGUGAAAGAAAAAACACUCGAUAUUCGUUACAAUAGUUAGAAAAGUGUUUUUGGUGGUCACUAUUAUCAUUUGGUUACCUGUAAAAACUUGAUGUGUUUAAAGGUGUGUUCGAAGAAGUUUACUAUGCACUUAGCAAGAGAGAUGCGCGUAUAAAAACAAAUCGAGUGCAUAAUACCUCUAUUGUCACAUAAUUGAUGCACCAUAACGAUGGCUUGGCAGCAGGUUAUACCUUAAUUUCACAAAUAUAUGUGAUUUUACAGAAUGAUAGACAUGGAACUAUCAUCAGCUAAAGCAGUAGAAAGUUGCGUGAAAUUAAAACAAAUGGCAUUUGAAAUCGCAGAAUUGAAGCCAACACUCCCGAUCCCGGAGGUAAGUAAUACUUCUCCAGAAGAACGAUGUAAGGAGCAAGCUGAAUUAUUAUCUCAGGCAGAACAAAAAAUCAAAGACCUCACUAAAAAGCUUGAGCAAGAAACACUCAAAGUUCAAAAGCUGAACAAAAGUUUGCAAGACAAAAAACAAAGGUUAGAUAAGAGAACAGCUCAAUACAAUGAAUUAUCAGCACAGGUAAUGGACAAUGUCCAGGAGAUUGAUAAUUAUAUUGAAUACAUUCAAUAUUUGGAACAAAAGCUGCAGCAACAGUCACAUACCACAGUAGAUAAUCUUCUACAGGAUUUCAAGGCAUUCAAAAUGGACUAUCCGUUGCCGGUGCAGAACGGGAAAGGUCCCAACUGUACAAGUAAGGUGAUUUCAAGUGAUGAAAUUAGUUCCGAACUAGCCAUAAAACGCCUGGAACAGGAGAAGCUUGAAAUGAUAAAGCUACAGCACUGCUACCAAAAGCAAAUUAAACUUUUGCAACAUGAAAACCACGACCUGAUUGUGGCAGUUCAAGAGCUUUCGAGCAAAAUAGUGGCGCUCGAAGAGCAGCUUGUUAAAAUAGAUGAUACAAUAAAUAAUGAAGCUACACACGAUAUCAUUGGCGAUAACCUAGAACCAAACUUAAUCGUAAUAAAGGAAGAAGACGAGCAGUCAUUGGUGAAUGAUGAUGUGGAAACUGAUAGAGUGAAUGUUGGAUUACACAUUGAAGAAGAUAUGUGUAAAAAUGAGCAUUGGAUUUCAUUGGAGGAUGAGAUACGGUGUCUCAAAGCAUCACUUGAAGAAUGCAUCAAUGAAAAGAGAUCUCUAAUGGCGAAAUUGCAGUUAAUGAAGCAUGAUAUGGAGGAAUCUUCUGAAGUUCGUAAACAUCUAGACCAGGAGGUAACUACUCUAAAAAGUGAUAUCAGCAAUUUGAAGCGUAACUUUAAAAAAUAUAAUGAGAAAGUUGAGCGAUUUAAAAAGCGAAACGAAGAAUUUCAAAGAGAUGAGACUGAAUCUGUACUGACGAUGUGUAGUACAGACAAUCAAUUUUUGUUACGGAAUUCAGUUACCCAACUCAACCAAGUACAUAGCCAGCUUGGAAACGAGGAAAACACUAGAGCCCGAGAAACGGAACAGUCCGUGUUAAUGAAUGCUUUAAAGAUGGAAAACGAGAAGUUGAUAAAAAAGCUUCGUGAUGCGUCAGAGCAAAAAGAAUGUUACAGAAGUCAAGUAAUAGAACUACAACAAGAGGUCAAACAUCUUUCUUCUCAAGUUACCAUUCAUGAAAAACAGCGAUUGCCUUCUGAACUGAAGAAACCUCUGCAGACGAAGGAACAACGACGGAACAAAUCCCAAUGCAGUGAAGCAGAAGAGAAUCAGGUGUCUUCAUUGACGCGUGAUUGUGACUUCUCUGAGCAGUUAAUAAACGGAAUAGACAACAAACUGAAUAAAAUUCAUCCCAUGGAAAAAUGUCUGAAAGACGACGAUAUUCAUGGAGUGCGAAGCAGUCAAAAAGAAAGUCCUAUGAGGAUACUUGUCCAGUCAAAAGUAAACGAUACAAAUAGCUGUUAUCAAUUGGAAAAUUAUGCAACACCGAACGGAAAACUUGUGAAUCAGCUACAUACGGCAGAUAAUGUUAGUGGAAACAUUUCAUCGCAAUUAAUGAAACAUAAGGCUAACGCUAAAAGUGGGAGUAAAAAUCGUAAGUCGCGGAGGCAUAGUACUUACGAUAGAAAUCGUGAAAUGUACACAAAUAACGUCUUUUCGGGCCAAUGAAACAAGCCAUUUUCGUUGCGGUAAUCAUUUAUUAACACCUACCUGAUAUGCGUAAAGAAUAAGGAACCAAAGAGAUAGCGGUAAAAAUCUAUUGCAAGCUAAUUGGUUAGAACUACAAUUUCGAAUCGUUUUCUAGUCAAGAAAGAUGUCUAACAAUAUCGCGCAAUUUUGUGCAGUCGUCUUUUACGAAUUUCUAAUAAAUACUGU
Messenger RNA from Sabethes cyaneus, 2408 nucleotides. RefSeq lists its product as uncharacterized. Lineage: Eukaryota; Metazoa; Arthropoda; Insecta; Diptera; Culicidae. The transcript is spliced from 4 exons. Bases 333 to 2201 code for a protein of 622 amino acids. The record is from RefSeq and is a predicted model, not a curated record.